GAGCCGAGCAGCAGCCAGAUACAAUGUCACCGGAAGUAAUAGGAAGGUAGAAGAAAACAGUCCAAAUAUGGAAGAAAUAGAAUUAAGAUACAACGAAAGAGAAGUCACGGGUGCUGGUGAUUCAGGUAUAACAGAGGCAGGAGACACGACAGAAGAUGAGGAGGACGAAGACUUACAAGCAAUCAUCUGGAAGAAAAUCUUCCAGAGGACAGGAAUUCUUAGCGCAUUCUUCAAGAGGAACAGAAAGACUCUGAAGGAUAUCUUCCUCGUUUUACUUAUAUGCCUGUAUUCCGCCUACCUCAUUGCUGCGUGCAUCAUCGACUUCGAAGCGGUCAUCCUCGUCAUCAUCACGAGUAUAACCGUGGUCGUAUACAGCUAUGUCCUGAUCAGGGAUACUAAAGGGGAGGUCAUUGAUGACCGCUGCAUUAAACCGAUGUGGAGAGCGAUUGAACGGAAAUGGACCUACUUAAAAUGGCCCUUGAUGGUUGCAUCACUUGUAGGAUUCGGAGUUGUGUUGUACUUAGUGACAAGAAACAAUCCCAUCCAACUCAUCUCAUUCGCAGGGCUGGUCCUUCUAAUUCUAUUAUGUUAUUUUACGUCAACAAAUCCAAACAAGGUAUUGUGGAGACCGGUCAUAUGGGGCUUAGUCCUGCAAUUCCUUCUGGGCUUCUUUGUCCUACGUACCUACGUCGGGUUGGUCAUCUUUGAGAGGCUUAACACGGUGAUCGUACGGCUCUUCAGUUAUUCCUCUGCUGGUGCCAUCUUCCUCUUCGGCGAAGGGUAUCAGGAACACUUCUUCGCUUUCGCCGUGUUACCCAUAGUGUUCUACUUUAGCGCCCUCAUCGGCAUACUCUACUACUGGGGGAUCAUGCAGGUAUUGAUUCAGAAGAUGGCCUGGCUCAUGCAGAGGACCAUGAAGACUACUGCCAUCGAAUCCAUCAACGCCGCUGGAAACAUCUUCUUCGGCCUGAGUGAGUCUUCCGUGAUGAUCGCGCCUUACCUAGAGGUUAUGACCAAAUCGGAGCUCCAUGCCGUAAUGACGGGAGGUUUGGCCACAGUAGCAGGGGCCACGCUCGGUGGAUACAUCUUCGCUGGGAUUGACCCUUCACACCUGAUAGCUGCAUCGGUGAUGUCGGCGCCGGCAGCCCUGGCUAUAUCCAAGCUGGCAUUCCCGGAGACCGAGAAGUCAAAACUCGUUACGGAGAGCGACGUUGAGCUUCCGAAAGGAACUGAGCGCAACGUGGUUGAAGCAGCAGCAAACGGAGCAGCACUGGGUAUAUCAAUCGUCCUCAACAUCGCUGCCAAUCUUGUGGCAUUUCUAUCCAUCCUAGCCCUCGUCAACGCACUCCUCGGAUACUUUGGAGGACUUGUUGGUUAUCCGGAGUUAACCUUUGAGUUGAUCUGUUCCUACGUCUUCAUGCCCCUGGCCUUCAUGAUGGGGGUGGAAUGGUCGGACUGUCAGGUGGUGGCAGAGUUGAUCGGUCUCAAGACGUUCCUGAACGAAUUCUAUGCUUACGGUGUCAUGGGGGAGUACAUCAGAAACAGAGCAACGGGAAAUGGACCAACUUUGUCUGUACGUUCAGAAGUUAUUGCGACUUACGCCCUCUGCGGCUUCUCAAAUAUAGGCUCGGUAGGAAUGAUCUUGGGCAUCCUAACCCCACUGGCACCCAACCAGACUAAGAUCCUGUCCCCGGUGGCCCUGCGUGCCCUCUUCGCUGGAUCCGUUGCUUGUUUCACCACGGCUUGUAUUGCAGGAAUCCUAUACGUACCCGAAGACGUCCUGGUAACCAACUCGACUUCGAUGCCGGAGAUGACCACCGUAUAUUGAAAGGGGAGAGGGGAAUGAUGAGCGGUACCGCUGCUGAGGCUGGUGAAACGGUUCUUGCAUAUUUCCCAUCACUUCUGCGUACAUGGUUUCUCCUAUAUAUCAGGACCCCGUUUCAUGAAAGAAUCAGAACAGUUGUAAAUCAGUCAUCAUGUCAACUGGGGGCCGUUUCAUAAAGCUGUUCGAGAGUUAAGAGCAACUUUAAGAACGACUGGUGAUCCUUUCUUACU
Lytechinus variegatus (green sea urchin) is the source of this 2055-nucleotide messenger RNA. Its product is annotated as solute carrier family 28 member 3-like. Gene Ontology annotation, molecular function: nucleoside:sodium symporter activity. Gene Ontology annotation, cellular component: membrane. Lineage: Eukaryota; Metazoa; Echinodermata; Echinoidea; Temnopleuroida; Toxopneustidae. The record is from RefSeq and is a predicted model, not a curated record. Gene Ontology annotation, biological process: nucleoside transmembrane transport.